AUGCAGGAACAGGUUUCAGGAAUUGGGCCCACAGAAAAUGGCCCCGCAGUUUCCCAGGUGAAUGGGAUAUUCGAUGCAGAGGAAGCCUUCGAGGAUGCUCUUCCCCACUCCGAAGUGCCAUUCAGCGCUGCAGGAGUUCCUUCCUCUUUAGCUGUUUCCCAUGGGCCCCCUCCCGAGCCCUCGGGUGACAGCACAGGUGUUUCUCCUGCUAUUGCUACCCGCUCAGCAGUAGCAGCGCCAACUGAUGCAGAGGUUGCAGCUGAUCCAUGUACCUCUUCGGGCUGUAAGGGCUCCUUUAGGUUUCUGAAUUCUAAACUGAGAGGCGAGGAGGAGGGCGUACCCGUAGGCCCCCCUGGAGGGGCCACAGCAGAAAACGGAAAUAUCUUUGGCAUUACGCCCGAACAGCUCACAGCGAAAGCAGGUGCUGCCUCCGCUUGGGUUGCUCUAAUCAUGUUUUUGCUUGUAGUGUUUUUAGCUGGUGUUGCCAACGAUUCUGCUGCUCAGCUUUCCUUGCGUGUCGAUUUGUGGAUUGUGCCCUUUCUUCUUAUUGCUGCAGAGUUGGUAACUCUGUACGUCUCACGAACUCAGUACGAAGAGCUAGUAGCCUUGCAGGAGUUGGGAGGAGUCGCUGGUCUGGCGCGGGCCCUGCGGACGGACCUGCGCAUGGGCCUCCCCUCCACUGGCGCUACUCACCACGCAGUUAACCAUGGGAAAACUGCGAAGAAAAUGCAUGGCGAGGGCUUACUCGUUGCUUCAGUCGGAGAGUCUAUCGGUCUGGAGGAGGGAGCCGACUUGAGCCAAGCCGAUGCGGCGGUUUUGGCCGAAAGGAAAAGGGACUUUGGAGAGAACGUACUGCCGCAUAGGCCCCCAACUCCCUUUUGGCGGCACUGUUGGGACGCCGCGUCCGAUUUUACUCUACGGGUGUUGAUGGUUGCGGGGUUCGUCAUGAUCGUCCUCGGCGUCACAAUGGGGGAGCAUCCCGAGGUAGAGUGGGUCGAGGGCUUUGCCAUUUGGGUUGCGGUGAUGGUGGUAGUUUCCGUGACGGCUCUGAACGACUGGGGCAAGGAGAAGCAGUUUAGAAAGCUUUCUAAGCUUCGGGAAGAAAAGCGUUGUCGCGUGGUGCGAGGCGGUGAAGAGGUCGAGGUUUCCGUCUUUUGCUUGUUGGUCGGAGACUUGCUGCGUCUAGAAGUAGGGGAUGAAGUUCCUGCAGAUGCCUUGGUGGUUCAGUGUGUGGAGCUGAAGGCAGACGAAAGUGCCAUGACGGGAGAGAGCGAGUCAAUCACCAAGCAGGCGGAAGCCGAGUGCUGGAAGCAGCACCACCUCGUUGCUUCACCCCUUCUUGUGGCCGGCAGCACCAUUGUCGCUGGCAGCUGCUCAGCCUUAGUCAUUGCCGUAGGGAAACGCAGUCAGCAAGGGCAACUCUUCCAAACCCUAACUAUUGUGGAUGCUCAGCCAACACCCCUACAAAAUAAAUUGAAUGCCCUUGCCAGGGAUAUUGGAAGGCUGGGCUUCUUGGCAGCCUGCGUCACCUUCUUCGUCCUUCUCAUCCAAUUUUGGAUAAUGUUUGGAUUGACUCCUGAAGGGGAGAGACCCACAACGGCGAACACGGGGAAGGAGCACCUCGAGUUUCUGGUUGUCGCCAUUACCAUCGUUGUUGUUGCCGUGCCAGAAGGGCUGCCCCUUGCAGUUACCAUUUCGCUCGCGUACUCUGUCGGAAGAAUGCUGAAAGACAAAAACUAUGUGCGCCGCCUGGCGGCAUGCGAGACAAUGGGUGGAGCUAACGAAAUUUGCAGUGACAAGACCGGAACGCUCACGAAAAACAAGAUGGAGGUACAAGCCGUCUGGAGGGGGGGAGGCCCUGCAGUUUCCUCAGGAUACGCUGGCUUUCCUGGACCGUUCGACAGCCUCACUGCUCUGGGGAGCACCCCCUCUCUAGGAGGGUCUCACAACGAGCCUUUGAAAGCGACGUUAGAGGCAGUGCGAUGGAGGGACAGUGUUUUGACUGCUACCGCCAGUAGAGGCGACACAGCGUGGGAUGCCAUGAUCCAGCAAGCAGCAGUGCCUACCGAUGGAGGGCGUCCACGGUGUCUGCACUGCUGCACCAGCGAACUAGAAGCAGCCGCAAAUGCAACACUUGGCGCAGGUGACAACACCAAGAAGGCGAUGAGGGAUGUCCCCUUAGAGAAGGGCCUCACCCACAGAGAAUGGGCUCACCUGCUCUCCACGGCUAUCAUUUUAAACAGCACAGGAAGCCUUGCAGUUAGCACUGUAGAUGCCGCCCCUCAUGUAGGCAGCAAAAAGGGCCUUGUCGCACGCUGCUUCCGCCACACACCUUCUACAUCUAUUGCAGCAGAAACUACAUCGGAAUUUCCAGAUGCAGAAGUAGGAGGGAAGGGUCCAAAGCAUGUGGGCAGUCCUACAGAGUGCGCCUUGUUAGAGCUGGCGGCCGAAUUGGGCUAUGGUGCUGAAGACAUUAGGAAGCAGCAACUGCUUGUCUAUGGAGAUCCGAUAUUCAGGGCACCCUUCACCAGCGACCGCAAGAUAAUGACGACCAUCAUCUCGCUGCACCCACAGCAGCAGCAGCAGCAGCAGCACACCGUUCUUGUUGCGCCGCCGAGUGUUAGCGUGGAGUCGAAGGGAAAGAACAGAAGAGACAGCCGUAGCAGUCGUCGCAGCAGCAGCAGCAGCACGAACAGCCGACUUGGUAGCACCACCACUGCCAGUACUCGGCUUAGAGCACCUGCACGGGGACCAACAGAAGCAGAAGUGGAGAGCCUCUCGCUUCCCAAAACUGCCAAAGGAGAAGCCAGCACUUCUGAGGAGACAGAAAACGAGAUUCAAAUGUAUCGGGUGUACGUGAAGGGCGCAGCGGAGACAGUAUUGCGUCUCUGCUCGCAUUUUAUUGCCUCGCCUUUGCUGACUGGAAAACUAACACCGACAGCAUCGGCUAGCAGCAGCAGCAGCGAGCAGCUGCUGCCUCCCGAUCUCUGUGCUCUUCCCCUAACCUCCGAGACAGCUGCUACAGUGGAGCGAAAGGUGAUCGAUUUAAUGGCUGGCCAGGCACUGCGCACCAUUUGCAUUGCUUACAAAGACUUUGUGACCCCCAAGAGCGAUUCUCGGUGGAAAGAAAUGAGCUCGAAGCCGCCCUUUAAACACGUAGAAACAGGACUUACGUGUCUCGCGAUUCUCGGCAUCAGAGACCCCCUUCGGGAAGAGGUUCCUGCCGCAGUGAGGGCCUGCCAAGCGGCUGGUAUCCGCGUGCGAAUGGUUACGGGCGACAACUUAGAAACUGCCAAGCAGAUUGCCAUUAAGUGCAACAUCUUCCAUCCAGAAGAAGACGGGCUCGCCAUGACGGGUGCAGAAUUCACGCGCUUGGUCGGUGGCGUCGUGUGCAGCGUCUGCCUUACGCGCACUUGCGACUGCCCAACAAAUACCACGGGAGAACGAAGAGAAGGCCGAAAACUCAGGAAGGACGUUGUCAAAGACUUAGAGGCCUUCAGGCGUAUUGCACCACGAUUGGAGGUGCUUGGCCGCUCACAGCCACUGGAUAAGUUUGCACUCGUUGUGGGGUUGCAACAGCUUGGAGCGGUUGUUGCCGUUACUGGCGAUGGCGCCAACGACGCCCCUGCCCUCAAGACGGCAGAUGUGGGCUUUGCCAUGGGAAUUACCGGGAAGGAAGUGGCAAAGCAGGCGGCUGAUAUUGUCCUUUUGGACGAUAAUUUCGAGAGCUUGGUGUCAGCAGUAAAGUGGGGUCGUAGCAUCUAUACAAAUAUCCAGCGCUUCCUUGAAUUCCAGCUGACCGUCAACGUGGUCGCAGUGGCUACUGCGCUCGUAUGCGCCGUGACCCUGCGCGAGUCGCCCUUAAGCGCUGUGCAGAUGCUGUGGGUGAAUUUGAUAAUGGAUUCGUUUGCCUCGUUGGCGCUGGCCACAGAGCCACCGUCUGAUGAACUCCUGAGGAGAAAACCCCACACGAAACAAGAAUAUCUCGUCACUAAGGUAAUGUUUAGGAAUAUCAUAGGGCAGGCGCUCUAUCAGUUGGUGGUGAUGUUUACUCUGAUUUUCGCGGGCGAGAAGUUCAUCCCCGAAGAGACCUGGGCGCAUAUUUCAGACGAGACAAGACGACAGUUUCCAGACUUUUGUGAAUUUAGUGACUGCUGGACUGCGAAACCCCAUUUGAUGCGCUCUGGCCGGCGAUUUGUACCCUUCUCUUCUGUGGAGGAUUAUAAAGGCUCUUGGCGUGUCACUAUUGGCCCAAGCCGGCACUACACGGUGGUUUUCAACGCCUUCGUGCUCAUGCAGCUGGGAAACAUGUUCAACGCCCGUCGCUCGGGGUCCUCUUUGAAUCUCUGCAAGGGAGUUUUACGGUCCAAGAUGUUUCUGGGAAUCGCCCUUUUCAUCGCUGGUUUCCAGGCGUUCGUUGUUGAGCUCGGCGGACUCCCCAUGUCGUGCACCUUUGGGGGCAUAACAGGGGUGCAGUGGCUGAUCUGUGGGGCUUGUGGCUUGGGGUCGGUGGUGGUGGGAGCCCUCUUGCUGCUAGUGCCGUAUCGCCAUCUUCCGGAGACGGGUAAAAGAGAAGUCAAUCUUCUGCAAGAGAACAGAAGCAUUGCACUAGCCUCUAGAGGAAGGCUCUCCACCGACCGCCUGACCAACAGAAUAGGAUGCCGUCUCAUUGCCAAUGUUGCUGCCUUCGAAUUCUGCCUGGGCAAUUUCGCCGACGGCCGAGGCAGUGCCAGCCCAAGGGGAGCCCACAAGCCUCAUGGUCUAGGUUCAAGGACUCGGAGUAGGGCAAAAAGUCGUAGAUUUACGAUUUUGAAGGGCCCCCUCAUAGAUGCGACUAGCACCUCGUACACCACUUCACCUCACGUCGCGCGCGCUAAACAAGAGCCACACAGCCGAAUAGUCAAAUGCGUUAAAAUCUGCCUAAUAGGGGGGCUCAGCGGAGCGGCAGACACCCCUUAA
Molecule: messenger RNA, 4959 nt
Organism: Cyclospora cayetanensis
Lineage: Eukaryota; Apicomplexa; Conoidasida; Eucoccidiorida; Eimeriidae
Product: plasma membrane calcium-transporting ATPase 1
Exons: 23
Coding region: 1-4959 (1652 amino acids)
Cellular component (GO): membrane; intracellular membrane-bounded organelle
Molecular function (GO): P-type calcium transporter activity; ATP hydrolysis activity; ATP binding
Source: RefSeq, a predicted model, not a curated record